AUGGACAUGAAUUCCACAGACAAAGACCUCGGCGACUCGAUGGGAGAGAUAAGCUUAGCCGGCACAGCAUCGCCAUCGGAAGCCACUAGUAGCCAGCAUCACCUUUCAGGCUCGUCGUCUACAUGGGAUACUCGCCACGGGCCCGCGCCGCCAGCAUACGCCGAACAUGAGCCCAUGCGACAACAAGGGGCCGGCUCGUCUAGCGAAAGGUACGAAGACAGGUCCCUGGGACCCGGGACUUCCACGACUGCACCACGACUUCCCCGCGCCGCCUUCCUCGCCUUCCUCGACGGCCUCAACCGCGUCGCCGUCGCCAGCCCGCCCCUACAGAUCCUCGGGCUCGCCGGCAACGCCCUGGGCCUCGUCCCCAGCGGAAUCGCGCAGAUCGUCGGCGGCGCGAUCGACGCCGCCGCCACGCUGGGGACCAUCGUCGUGUCGAAGGGCGCGACGGGGGUUUCUCUGCGGAAGGCGAACAGGGAGAUCUUUGGGGUGCGGGGGCUGAAGGUUGAGGUUGCAAGGUUGGAGGCGCUGGCGAGGGUUGUGGGCGUGCCGAUUUUGGAUGCGGCGGGGAGGGUAAGGCGGGAUGCGGCGCUGAUGCGGCCGAUUGAGAGUUUGUUUGAGGACGGGGAAGAGGAAGGUGAAGGAGAGGAAGUGGAAGAGGGUGAAGAGGGGGGAGAGGAGGGGGCGCAUACGCAAACUCGGACGCAGACGCGCCCGCAGACCCUAAGCGCGCAACAGCGGCGCCUCCAGGCCCUCGAGCCGUGGAUCGCGCCCCUGGAGCUCGAGGCGCUGCCACCGAUAGACAUGGAGGGCGCCGGCGCGCUUGGCAGGCUGCACACGGCGGUGUCAGAGCGGCAGCGCGCCAGGGGCGAGAGUAAGGUGUUGAAGCGGCGCGGGAAGGCGCUUGAAAAGGGGCGGGAGGAUGUGCGGAAGGCGGAGCGGGAGCGCGAGAAGGAGCUCGCGAAGCUGGACAGGGAGGAGCGGAAGGUGAGGGAGGGGAAAGGGAGGAAAGAAGGUAAGGAGGGAAAGGAGGCGCGGAAGCUAGAAGAGAAGUUGGCUAAGAUUGCUAGGGAGAGGGAGGAAGUCGAGAGGGACUAUGAGAAGGAGAUGGAGAAGGUGGAUAGGGGGGCCAGGAAGCGGGAUAUGGAGGCCAAGGACAUGCAGAAGAUUCUGUGGCUUGUGAUUCGGAAUCUGGAUGCCGAGAAUGUUUCUGGGGAGAACCCGUAUGUGGGAGGGCAAGUUUGA
Messenger RNA from Anthostomella pinea, 1245 nucleotides. The record is from the annotation of a GenBank genome assembly. NCBI's taxonomy places the organism in Eukaryota, Fungi, Ascomycota, Sordariomycetes, Xylariales, Xylariaceae.